This is a messenger RNA of Ananas comosus (pineapple), 840 nucleotides long. RefSeq names its product 40S ribosomal protein S11-like. The record is from RefSeq and is a predicted model, not a curated record. Gene Ontology annotation, molecular function: structural constituent of ribosome. Gene Ontology annotation, cellular component: ribosome; cytosolic small ribosomal subunit. The transcript is spliced from 6 exons. Bases 130 to 612 code for a protein of 160 amino acids. Gene Ontology annotation, biological process: translation. Lineage: Eukaryota; Viridiplantae; Streptophyta; Magnoliopsida; Poales; Bromeliaceae.
AUAACACUCCGAGCGAAAGCGCUCGCUAUAAAAAUUAGGGUUUUCCCCCUUGCACUUUUCUCUCCUUAACCCCGCCGCACCUCACCCUUUGCCCCUCUCUCUCUCCCUCUCCCUCUCCCCCCAUCAACAAUGGCGGAACAGACGGAGAAAGCUUUCCUCAAGCAGCCAAAGGUUUUCCUUUGCUCCAAGAAGUCUGGGAAGGGGAAGAGGCCCGGUAAGGGUGGGAACCGCUUCUGGAAGAGCAUUGGCUUGGGAUUUAAGACACCCAGGGAAGCAAUUGAAGGUACAUAUAUUGACAAGAAAUGCCCAUUCACUGGGACUGUUUCCAUUAGAGGCCGCAUUUUAGCUGGAACAUGCCAUAGCGCCAAGAUGAACAGAACUAUUAUCGUUCGCAGAAACUACCUCCAUUUCGUGAAGAAGUAUCAAAGGUACGAGAAAAGGCAUUCCAACAUUCCGGCACACAUAUCCCCCUGCUUCCGUGUGAAGGAAGGCGAUCACGUGAUUAUCGGUCAAUGCAGGCCGUUGUCGAAGACUGUGAGGUUCAAUGUCUUGAAAGUCAUUCCUGCCGGAUCAACAGGUGGCGGCGGGAAGAAGGCUUUCACCGCAGCUUGAGGCCCGCGACGCAGCCAGAAUCGUUUUUCUCAUUUUGAGUUUUAGAGUUGAUUAAGUCUCUGAAUUUUCCUUUCAGCCAUAAGACUUUGCAGCUUAAAUCAGAUGUUUUUCACUUUGUGAUUUUGGAGUUAAUCAUUGGAGUACUUUGCCUUUUUGUAGCUGAGAUUGCACUUUGUUAUUCUGCUAUAUAAUAUUUCAUUUAGGCCAUUCAAGGCUUCUUUUUUUUUA